AAUUACGUCCAAUUUAUAUUUGUGUCGACAUUAUUGACGUCCAAAACAUUGCGAGUAUUUGAUUGACAUAUCAUUUGUUGUUUAGACCAAACAUUUCGGUAAUUGAUUUGAUGUCCACAUCGCUUGUCAUAUCAGUAGACAACCCGUGAGUUUUACCGGCGGGCGCACACCGGUGGUCAAUCAGAUCGGUUGGACACAGAAGUGGCGCCGCAAGUAUGUCGGACCCACACAUCUGCGACAACAGCGAUCUGAUCGAGUUGUGUCCGCAACUUGAUCUGUAUCUCAAACCGCACGCCAAACUGACCAUUACGGUGACACUGCCGACAUUGAAGGUAAUGGACAAUAGCGGACAAGUGAUGACCAUUAGUACGUGGGAAGUGAUGGACAAACUAAAAAAGAAAGUCAAACCACUAAAGUUUAAGACAUUAAAAGUCAGUAAAUCUAACAUUGAGUUCAUCCGGUUUGAGGCCGAAUGCGAUUCACAGCACAGUCUCGACCAGACUGAGGCCAGACUUAAUAAAGUAUCGCUGAAAUUAUCGGGUUUUGCCCAACUAUUGUUGGUUAAGACGGCCAGAGUUAAGAUAGGAUCAACUCGUCACGAAUGGGAGACAUUUUUUAGAGAUAAUCAGCACAUGAAUGAAAUGAAGGCCGGGUGCAGACCCGACACACUUUAUAUACAGUCAUUACCAGUCAAAUGGUUUGGCGGUGAGAAACCCAGUCCUAACCUAUUAGUUAAAGUUUUCGGCAUAUUUGGUGACAUACGAAGAUUCCAUAUACCAGUUCUCGACAAGAAAGAUGAAGAGGACGGCUUUAAACGUUUUAAUUUUAGUGAGAGUCUUAGUUUUGAGGCAUAUCUACAAUACAAGGAUUAUAUUAGUUUUGUCAAAGCCAUGGAUGCACUGAAAGGAAUGAAAUUAGUGAAGAAAUUGACUGAAGUGAACAAUAAGAAACACAAUUAUCUCGAAUAUGAUAUUAAUGUCGAUUUUGACAAAACUAAACAUUUGAGUGAUAAAGCUAUCAAAAAGCGAAGACUUGCCAGAGAUUAUGGUAUAACAUCUGCUGUUGAACUGAAGAAAUUGAAAGAUGAGACUAAAAGACAAAGAGAAUUACGUCAGCAGAGGAUCGAUCUGUUAAUAGAACGCAAAAAGACAGCGAAGACUAUUUUGACACAUUUGAUGAAAGCUGUCGAAGCAAAAGUAAGGGUAAAGAAAACAGAAGAAGAACAUCAAUCAGCUGAACAACGAAUCAAAGACAGGUUACUCUUAGAAGAAGUGAAACUUAGAGAAAAACUACUCGAAAGACGACGUGAAAAGUUGAGAGAAGAGGCAAAAGGAAAACUCAAAAGUGUGGCUAACAUUAAUGUCUCCAAUAAUCAGACCAAUAAUAAUAAUGACAUAAAUAACACAUUGAUUUGUGAACCAUUCAACCCAACGUAUAAUCAUUUAGUAAAUAAUAAUAAUAACAAAUCGUAUUCAUAUCACUCAUUUCGUCGCUAUUCAAACAAUACAUAUAUGAAUAACCAUUACUUAAACUAUCGGCGCUUCCUUUACCUGAAUCAUCAUAAGAGACCACUUCAUUAUCCAUCUAUCAAUGAGGAGAUGCCGAUGACGACCACUGCUCAUAACGCUAAAGCAUUGUAUAAGAAACAUAAGAAAGGCUGCAAACAUUAUAAAACGAAAAGUGUUGUCACCAUUAAACAGAUCAACGAUACGGUAGUAACAAAUUGAUAAUAA
Molecule: messenger RNA, 1733 nt
Organism: Oppia nitens
Lineage: Eukaryota; Metazoa; Arthropoda; Arachnida; Sarcoptiformes; Oppiidae
Gene: Xe7
Product: A-kinase anchor protein 17A-like
Exons: 3
Coding region: 216-1727 (503 amino acids)
Source: RefSeq, a predicted model, not a curated record